This is a messenger RNA of Portunus trituberculatus (swimming crab), 3483 nucleotides long. RefSeq lists its product as uncharacterized. Gene Ontology annotation, cellular component: extracellular region. The record is from RefSeq and is a predicted model, not a curated record. The transcript is spliced from 8 exons. Bases 536 to 2818 code for a protein of 760 amino acids. Lineage: Eukaryota; Metazoa; Arthropoda; Malacostraca; Decapoda; Portunidae. Gene Ontology annotation, molecular function: chitin binding.
GUGUCGUGAGGGGUGGAUGUGUGGCUUAGGGGUCUCUCUCUCGUGCUAGUUGUUAUUCCAUGGACGCCCACGCUUUCUUUGGUCAUUCACUCGUCUCCUGUUGAGGGCUUGCGUGUGUUUGUGUCGCUUCCCAGACGUUCACAGCUGGUUGUCUCGUAAUUUCCUAGUGUUGGUAGUGGCAUAGAAAAGACUGGUUUGUGCCAUCCACCACUGGCAACCCUCCCUCCCUACCUCCCUACCUCCCUUCCUCUCUUACCCCGCUUUAUACGACGCCUAAAACUGUGCUAUAAACGACACACAAGUGCUAAUAAAAGCAUCUAUAGCUCGAGGCUUUAAAGAAACCGAAGUUAGCCUGUUUUUUACCCGAAAGAUGAACGAGUGAGAAAAGAAAACGGACUUGUGAUUAAAAACAGUGGCAGUGAAUGAUGACAAAGGGAACUGACACCACUAACAGAGUCUCUGAAUGAAGGACGUGAGGUGAUUGGAUUGUACAGGAGGACGUGACAGGAAGCGGAGGAACGGAGGAGAGGAAAACAUGGGAGGAGGAAGAAGAUGCCAGGGUACCACAUCGUGCCGAGUGUUUCUGCUGGCAGCUGUGGUGUUGUGUUGUGUAGGGUCGGCGGCGGGGAUCUGCGUGGUGGACAACAAGAAGGGUUGGUUUGUGUCCUGCGGCGUGAGGGACUCCUACCUCUUCCGCCUCAAAGACUACGGCGGCAUCAAUGCAAACUUUGACUUCAGUUUGGGAUUCGGGAACGAGAAAGGCUUCCCGUUUUCUGUCAAGAACACGAAGGGGAAGCACCACUACCACAGGAGGAAGGAUGAGGCUGGAGGAAUCUUAACGAGUGGAGAGAUACCAGAGGAAGAAGUGGUCGGAGGAGGAGGAGGAGGAGGAGGAAGAAGAGGGUCAUGGCUGCGGCCCCGUUCAGAUCUCCGUCCACCACCUCUCGUGUACAACGCCCUUGAGAGAAGCUCCUUGGGUCACUCUGAGGGCGACGGAACCCAACCAGCAGGUGAUGUGUCUUCUGUGCCUUCUUCAGGAGCACAAAACGUCCAUUUAAGCCGAUCUACUGACGAAGGCACUGCUGGCGGUGCUGGUGGUGCUGACAGCCCUUAUGUAGCAGCAAAUCACCUCCCUUCUGUAGCUACAAGAGGUGAACCCUGGUUACGCCCUGCGAGAAGACGGGCUGGUGCAAGACGCUCCUCCUCCUCCUCCUCCUCCUCCUCCUUCUUCAGUAGACUCAUGGCGUGGCUUCCCUGGCCAUUAGGAGAGGCCUCUUGGUUCUCCGGAGGCAGUCAUUCAAGGGCGGACUCAAGGAAAUCACACUUCAGGGUUAUUCACCAGCCAGCGGGGAAUGAACUGUCACCAAAUCAACAGUCCUUCAAUACCAAACAGUUUUCUUUCCCUCAGCCCUUCAGCCCUCAGUCCUUCGGCCCACAGUCCUUCAGCCCACAGUCCUUCAGCCCACAGUCCUUCAGCCCACAGUCCUUCGCAGCGCCGCCUUUCCUAGCCCCGCCCUUCGGUGGUCCUCCUUUCAGCCCCUUCCAGUCCUUCCCACAGCCCCCUCAAACAGAAUCACAUGGGUCGCCGCCGCGCACUGUGGGUCCCCAGGUGGCGGAUGUGUUGCAGGUAUCGCCAGACACCCCCGCAGACACAGACCACGUGCCAUCCUUCGCUGCCAAGGUGUUCGUGGUGAGAGAGGCGCCGAAAGAUUACUACCCGCCUGGCUACACUCCCGCUGACUCGCACGAACACCACUCCGUUGAAGUCCCGCGAACCAAGUUUUUCUGCGAGGAACAGCGAUACUUGCCAGGCCUCUACGCGGACACACAGCUCGGAUGCAAGGUGUUCCAUAUGUGUCUACCAGCGGCCGUGGGCAACACAAUGACCAGCUUCUUGUGCCCAAACAUGACGCUCUUCGACCAGUCCAUCCUGCAGUGCAAUUGGUGGUACUACGUGCGCUGCGAGGACUCCCAUUUGAACUACGACGCGAACCUUCCCCUUGCACUGAGCUACAGAAAGGUGAACGCCGCGCAGCUCCCCCUGACGGCUAUCCAAGACUACAACUCCCUGUCCCUGCUUGAUAUCAGCGCCAGGACAGCGAGGAAACUUGACGGAGGGGCUGAAGGAGGGGCUGUCGGGAGAAUGGGUCUUGCUGAUGUGGAAGAGGAAGAAAUGGAGGAUGAUUCAGUUGCUACUACAGAAACAGUUGGAAGGGAUUUUGAUGGGGAGAUGGGAACUGGAGAACAAGAGACAGGCGGAAAAGAUGAUGAAGAACAGGAAGUCAUAAUUGAAGAAGAGAUAAUGACAAGUGAUACUGAAGAAGGAAAAAGUGAAGCAGUGAGAGGAGACAACGAAAAGAAAACUGGAGAUGGAGAACAAAGAGAUGAUGAAGAAGAGGAAACGAAGAGUGAAGAACAAGACAUGCUAAGAAGUGGUAACAAAGAGGAUGAAAGGAAAAAUGAAAGAGAGACAGAUGGAAAAGAUUCUGAAGAAGAAGAGGGGAAAAACAGAAAAGAUGAGAAAAGCAGAAGCGAUGAUGGAGAACAAGAAACUGAUAACGAAGAAGAAAAAACAGUUAUAGAUGAAGAUAAAGUUCAAGAUAGAGUGAAAAGGUUCUUACCAUACAAAAUAUACAAUGUAGAGAGAGACGAAAGACUUCUAAAUGAUCGCAAAGUAGAAGAGGUGAGAGAAUACUGGGAGAGGGAGGAAAUAAAAGGAGAUACGGGUUUGUUAAGUAGAAAUAAGAGACAUGAACAUAAUCUCGACUCUGUUCUCGUUUCUCGCCUUCGAAUAAGAGAUCUCCCGCCAUAUUCUUAAUAUAAUAACCGGCCAUUAUCUUUUUUUUUUCUUUUUUAAGCUUUCUCUUCUCCAUUUCUUGCUUAAACUUAUGAUGUUCACUGUCUUUACUUUAAAUUUCUUGCGUUCCUUUUCAUCUUAUUUGUCAAUUCUUCGUUGCAAGAAAUCAAAGUUAUUAAAGAGAGAGAGAGAGAGAGAGAGAGAGAGAGUGCGGAUGUGGGGGGGAAGGGAAGAACAGUCAAGAAAUUUCGUGCGUGUAAUAUGAGUUGUAUAUUUGUUGUUAUUAUUGAUAUUGUAAUCAUUAUCUUUUACAAAGGCUCAGUAAGUAAUAGAUUCUAACGUGUUCCGUCCAGUUUAGUACCUUUAUUGUUAUCUUUAUUACUACUUAAGUUAAUUUUGUCGUAUUUUUUGUAUUUUUCGUUAUUGUGUAUAUUCGUAAUAGUGUUUUUCUUUUCUUUUUUGUAUGUAUGUGUCUGUAUCUCUGUUUUGUAUUUUGUUAUUUAUUGAUUUAUUUCUCUCUAGCAAACAGGAGCGUUGAUCGCAUCUGUUCAGGAAUUUUUGUAUACGUACGUGUGUGUGUGUGUGUGUGUGUGUGUGUGUGUGUCGAUAUAGUAAUGUGAAUAAUUUGUUUUCUAUACACACAUAUGUCCUGGAGAUAUAUAUGUAAAUAAAUAAGACUUAUACUA